AUGAAACGUUUUUUUCUUGUUAUAUUACUUCUGUCGAUGACAAUUAUGAGUUUCGGCAAAUUGCUUCCCAAAUACGAAUGGAAAUAUCUAGAUAUUCUCUGGGACAAUCCGCGACAAAAAGAAGAAGCGAUGUACUUCGGCAAAUACGAUCCUAAUUUAGCUUAUUUAUACGACAUAGAUAGGGCAAAUGAUGGUAGAGUAUUUAUUACUGCGAUGAGAGACAAAGGCAUACCAGUUGGUGUGUUGACCGUAACUGAAAAACAAGGAGAGGGUGGGCCACUUCUACGUCCAUAUCCAGAUUGGUCUUGGUAUAAAGAUGAUUGUAAAGGUAUUACAGGCGGUGUUUAUCAAAUACAAAUUAAAUGCAAUCAUCUAUUCAUUGUGGAUGGAGGCAGAAUUGGAGACGAUCAAUUAUGCUUACCACAGCUACUGAUCUUCGAUUUAUCAACUGAUAAAUUGGUUAAACGUGUUACAAUUCCGUUUAACAUUGCUCAUAAUAAAACUGGCAUUGGAUUGAUAGCUUCAAUUGCUGUAUUCAUAGGAGAUGUGGAAGGUGGUGGUAUAGUAGUAUAUAACGGGUAUACUUCAAAGUUAUGCAGAAUCGAUUCUCAUUUCAUGAAAUCAACUAAUGAAGAUAUCGUGAUAGCAAAUCACCGAUAUCCUAAUAGAGACACUAUCUACGAUUUAUACUAUGUUCCUUUCGCGGGAAACAAAAUGUAUAAGACAAAAAUGUCAAACUUAAUAGAAUGUUCGUCAAAGAAUAUUAUUGAAGUUAAUAAAGAAACUAAAUUGGCGGGUGCAUUAGGAGGCCAAACAGUUGCAAUAACAUCUGAUAGAUGUGGAAUAUUUUUCAGCGAUAUUACAAAAACGUCUAUUAUGUGCGCGGAUGCAACUAAGGAAAUUAAUUCCAAAAACAAGGAGCUCAUUGCAUAUGAUCCAAAAAUGGAAUUUGUAAGCGGAAUGAAGAUUAGAAACAGAAAUAAAUCUCUGGAUUUACGGGUCCAUUAA
Messenger RNA from Atta colombica, 1008 nucleotides. Its product is annotated as major royal jelly protein 3-like. The transcript is spliced from 7 exons. NCBI's taxonomy places the organism in Eukaryota, Metazoa, Arthropoda, Insecta, Hymenoptera, Formicidae. Gene Ontology annotation, cellular component: extracellular region. The record is from RefSeq and is a predicted model, not a curated record. Bases 1 to 1008 code for a protein of 335 amino acids.